AUGCAGAGCAACGCAGAAAAUCCUCGCAAACGGUUCACUGCUACCUCUCCUAACGGCAACCGCCAAAACGUCAGCGUUGAUACCAGCAGUAACGUAGCAGGUCCAUCUCGACCGCGAAUCGCCAAUGCGGUGCCUGCCGAGAUUCUGGACGAUCCCGCACUCAAUCAAGCCAUCAAAUCCAUCCUACCAUCCAAUUACAAUUUCGAAAUCCACAAGACCAUCCAUCAUAUCCGCAAAGCUUCGGCGUCAUGCGUUGCACUUCAGAUGCCCGAAGGUCUCACGCUCUGGGCGACGGGCAUCGCAGACAUUGUGGAGCGCUUUACCGAUGCAACGACGGUCAUCAUGGGUGAUGUGACGUAUGGCGCAUGUUGUGUGGACGACUACACAGCGAUGGCGCUCGGAUGCGAUAUGCUGGUACAUUACGGACACAGCUGCCUGGUACCAGUGGAUCAAACGGCAAUCAAGACGUUGUACGUCUUUGUCGAGAUCUCCAUCGACCCUGCCCAUCUGGCUGCAACGAUCCGGGCUAACUUCCCAAACGACAGGCACGACUUCAGAGCCAAGAUCCUAGGCGGAAGUCAGAGCGCAGCUGGCAAGAGGUCUGAGGUGGACGAGUCUGCAGGCCGUGCCCAGAUCCAGAUCGGCGAACAAGCGAGUGUAGCUAGUGGUGCACCACCAUCAACUCUGACGCAUCUGGCUCUCGUUGGGACCGUGCAAUUCAUCAACGCCAUCAACGGGCUGCGUGAAGCCUUGAGGCAGCAACAGCAUCGACUCGCUGAUGGUCAGAUUGUGUCAACCGAGUCGCCUGUAGAUCGGUUGAUGCUCACUGCCGGUACAGCUUCGAGCGCCCCAGUGCAACACAUCACACAAGCAGCCAAGUGGAAAGCAUGGAGCUCGGGAGAGUACAAAGUAACGGUACCGCAAGUCAAGCCGCUCAGUCCCGGCGAAGUGCUAGGAUGCACGUCGCCCAAGCUCGAUAAGGACGAGAUCGAUGCGAUUGUCUACAUUGGCGAUGGACGCUUCCAUCUUGAGUCGAUCAUGAUUGCCAACCCACGGAUUCCUGCAUUCCGAUACGACCCGUACACGAAACGCUUUGUGCGUGAGCUGUACGAUCACGCCGAGAUGCGCAGGAUGCGUGGCGAAGCGGUCAGGCUGGCCCAGGAUAGUGUGGGAGGUCUCGACCUCGAUCCUGAGACGUCGAUCGUCAAGAAAAACAAGGCAGUAGUAGUAGAUGCUGAGAAGGACCGAGUCACUGCUUCAGGAUGGGGAGUCCUUCUCGGCACUCUUGGACGGCAGGGUAGCCUUCGUGUGCUCGAGUCGCUGAGCGCAUCGCUCUCUGAGCAUGUGCCGCCCAUCCCGCAUGUUCCGAUCCUGCUGUCCGAACUGUCUCCGCAAAAGCUGGGAUUGUUUGGCGAGCAUCUGGCGGCUUUCAUUCAAUCGAGCUGCCCACGACUGUCAAUUGACUGGGGCUCGGCAUUUGCCAAACCGCUACUCAGCCCUUACGAGGCAGCGGUGAGUGUCAAGAAGGUCAAAGGGUGGCAGGAGGAUGUGCAAGGGCUGGGUAUGAGCAGGACCCCGGCCAAGCAGCAGCAGGAUGGCAACGGCAACGGCAGCGACGCGGUGCCUGCCGAAGACAAGCACCUGCCUCUGGAUGGCGACUACCCAAUGGACUUUUACAGCGACACCUCGUUGGGACCCUGGACACCACGACACGGCAUGGCGCCAGCGAAGAAGCCAGUGGGUGCAAAGUCGAACCUGGCUCUGCUGAGGAGCUUGCGAAGCAAGCGGGCUAAGGCAAGCAGUACACCUACCAGUGCUGCUACAGCUUGA
This is a messenger RNA of Mycosarcoma maydis (corn smut), 1830 nucleotides long. Its product is annotated as 2-(3-amino-3-carboxypropyl)histidine synthase. Gene Ontology annotation, molecular function: 2-(3-amino-3-carboxypropyl)histidine synthase activity. Lineage: Eukaryota; Fungi; Basidiomycota; Ustilaginomycetes; Ustilaginales. The record is from RefSeq and is a predicted model, not a curated record. Gene Ontology annotation, biological process: protein histidyl modification to diphthamide. The transcript has a single exon. The coding region runs from base 1 to 1830 and encodes 609 amino acids.